AUGGGUGUUCCCAUGUUUGGCAACCCGGAGAGCCCUGUAGGGUUUGGGCUUGGAGGCGAUGCAGCACAGCUCUCCAAUGGCGGUGGUGAGGACGGAAUCAAUGGAGAUGGACGCGGCGUUAGAGAAACAUUGGCCGACACGAUAUACCCGAACAGCUCCAAGGCUCCGCAAAACAACGACGACGGCAAUGACCACGCCGUCGGUAUGGGCAGUAGGAGAGGUUUCGGCGAAGGUGGACAGGGUGCAAGUGAUGAUGCUGGGUCACGAAGUCGGAGGAUGUUCGAUGGCUCUAGGGUAGCGGAGCCAGACAAUCUUCAGAUAGUUGAGGCUGGGGAAGGCGCCGACAUUAUUCCAGGCGUAGAUGAUCUACCAGUCUUCGCCAAUGACCAGAGCAAGGCAUUGAACGAUGAAAUCAAGGUACGGGAGAAAAAGGUAGCCCAGGCGACGAAUGCUCUUGCUGACAACCGAGAACGAGUCCGAAUAAUGGAAGAACACCUCAAGAACGUACGCCAGGAAGUUGGGCACACGAAUGCUCUCAUGGCUGCAAAGAAGAAGGAAAUCGCUACGGAAGAACACUUGUGCGCCCUUGCCGCCCGGGAAGCGGGCAGGUAUACUCAUGAUGCCCGUCGUUUCGUCGUGGAGGCCGAAGAGGCCCAAGACAAGCUCAACGGUGUUCAGAAUGCCAUUUUUGGCGCGAACGAGGAAAUGGACAGGUUCAAGCUGCAGAUGAACUGGAACCAGGAGGAGCUGGAGCAGUGGGCCCUUGCGGCGAAGCAGAAGGAGGAAGAUAACCUCGCUCUUCAAAAGUACGCUCGAGCGGACGAUGUGAAAAUCAAGGAUCUCAGCCUCCAAGUGGAGCGAUUGUCGAAGUCUGUCGUCGCUAGGCGAGCAGAACUGCAGAACCUCGAGGCCGAGUCCUCGGCCAAGCAGGUCGAACUGGACAACACCGCCGCGGACUUUAGGCGGCUGCAUGCCGAGCGCCAGGAUCUUGUGCGGCAGUGGCAGAACGCUAUCGACGGCAUGCGCCGCCGAGACGAAGAGAUCAACGCCGUCGGCGAAAAAUACGCCGCGGCUCGGCAAGUGCGGGCGACCCGGAUCGAAACGCUGGCGCAGAACGCAGCGAGGCUCAAGAUGCAAAGGAACGACAACAAGGAGGUCCAAGGCUCAAUCGAAAACCUCGAGCGAACAGUACAGCGGCAGCGCGAGGAAGCCCAGGCCGCUCAGAAACGCCUGGAGGAGUUCCGCGACGUCCUCGAGGUGGUCAAGAACACCCUCGGAAACGGGGCCGGGGCGCUGGCCAGGAAACGAGGCGAGAACGCCAACCUUACCGCGCAAAUAGAGGAGAAGCGGGUCGGGCUGGACACCGCCCGACGGAAAUAUCAGAUUUCAAAGCAACGGGUGGAGACGGAGACGGGGAACACGAACAAGGUAGAGGCCACGGCCAAAUCGGCGGAGGAGGAGCUCCAACAGCGGGAGGCAGAGCUCAAGGCGUCGAAAAAGAGGCUAGCUACGGCAAAGGAGCUAAUGUUCAGGGAUAGUCAAAAGCUCUACGCUUUGCGUCAGGAGGAGGCUAACUUCAUAGCUGAGAUAUGCGGCGCGCAGGCGACGAUGAAGAACCUGCAGACCAAGGUGCACGCGCUGGACCAGGAACAGACCCGCCAGCAGGAGCUCAUCUACUCGGCCGAGUUCCAGAUCCAGCAGAUGGAGAGGAAGGUCGCCCGAGGGAUGGGAGAGCGGACCGACGAAGAGAAGUCCGAGCUCAACGCUAAGAUCCGCGAACUCGAGGGUGAGGUGGACGUGAUGCGCGAAGAGAAGAAGAUGCUGACGGGGCAGGCGCGUAAAUUGAACAACGAGCUGCGAGCGUCCUUGAGGCGAAGAGAGGCUGCCUCCGCCCAGCAAGCGGAGCUCAACGAAGCCAUCAACGAGCUGGAGCUCGAGUGCAGGGCGGCGGAGGGCGACGUAAAGCGAGAGUCUCAGAUGAAAGAAGAGCUCAUGGUAUCGAACGACGUGAUGCGGCUGGAGGUGAAGCGCCUGAGGGACACCCUGAACGGUGCAGCGGAUGAAGUUUUCAGCCUCGAGAACAGGCGGCAGCAGUUGGCGAUGAGCAUGAAGGAGCGUAAAGCUGAAAUUCAGGUACAUUGGGACCUGCAGCGGGCAACGUUGAGAGCGGCCGAGGAAGAGCGCCACCGCGUUCAGCUAGAGCUGGGCGAUCGUCGUCAAGCCGUUGAAAAACUCCGCGCCAAGUACGAGACGCUGGCCAAGGGAUUUGCGGGUGCCGGAGCGGGUGAAUUGGGGGGCGAUCACGCGGGGGGGGGAUCCUCCCAGGCCUACUUCAUCAUCGCUGCGGCGCAGAAGCGCGAGGAGCUGCAGCGGGAGGGCGACGAGCUUGACCAGGAGAUACGGAGCUUCCAGCGAGCAGAUCCAGGAUGCAAGGACGCCGAUGCCCUGAGAAGCUUGGAGGCCCGCGCCAAGGCCGCCCAGGACGGGCUCUUCCGUCGCAAGAAGGAGCUUCAGCGGGCGCAGACGGACCACGAGGAGGACCUCGCACGACUGGACGGGGCCAAGGCGCGCGCUGCUCGCCUGGACGAGCAGAACGCGCAGCUAGACUCGGUGAGGGUUCAGGCCAAGGCUCAGCUGGACGCUCAGCGGCAGGCGCUCACCAGGGCGGGGGAGAGGCUGGCGAGCGAGCGCGCGAUGCACCGCAGGGCGCCCGGGGUUGGCGGGGGAGGUAGGAGCGACCGCGACGGCGGUGUCGAAACUAUGGUACCGACUGCUGACGAUGUCACCCCUGCACCCGUGGCGGGCGGCACGGCGACGGCGGAGGCGCGUGACAACGGUGGUGGGCUAAUCGCCGCCCUUGUCGGGCGGGGCGGGGAAACGCUCACGGAAAAGGCGCUACGGGCGAGCACCCUCGGGGACACGGCAUCGGGCGUGCUCUACACCCUCGGUCAGCUCGCGAGAGAGUUCCCCGAGAUGCACGACGCUCUCAAAAUCAGCUUGCAUCUCAAGAAGCUCAAGGUACCGCCGGCCCCGCCGGCCCACGGCCCCGCCAGCGGUGUGGCGGCAGGAGCUUCAAAAACGGGGCGGGCUAGCAGCGCAGAAGGCAGCCGAGCGGGAUCGGAGAGCUCAUCUCACGUCGGCGGUGCAAGCGUGAGGAGCUCGACGAGCGGGGGUGGGAUGCGGGGUGGUAGUCUCGGAGACCGGAGGGGCAGCCGGGCGGGCGGUGGCGGUAGCGUUGCUGGCGAGGGUAUCUCGCCAAUGAGGUUAUUCGAGGCUCCUAUAUGAACGAAAAACACCGUAUUUCCCGCAGUUUGUUGUCGUGACUCCCAUGAUUAGUCCCAAGGUAGGAAUAUCGUAGUCCAACCCCACAACGAACGCUUUGGCCAAGGCGGGGGAGGACAAGAGUUUGUAGGUUCACCGCCAAACGCACCGCGGCGUUAAAGACAUAAAAAGCAACAUUACAAUUGAAGAGACCACGCAUUGCAAACACACGAGCGUUGCGUGAUGUAGCACAAACGCUCGAGACACAAAACACAUACCAGCCCCUUUUACACAAACCUCUGUGCACCGUAGUACGCAACAAACAAGAUACCCAAGCAAACAACACCGGCGUGCAAAACUCUAAAGCUAACUGAACGGAGAGCAUGUACCCUUCGUCCUGGAAAUCAGCAAAGAUCAGGAAAGUUCGACCUAAAACACCAAGCAGCCCCGUGGCAGCUUUGGAAAAGGUAAAACAAACAACCAAUCCGAUUAUAUACGCAGUGCACAAACGGGUUUGCGAUAUGCAUUUUCUCGCCUCUACAUGCGUUCGUCAGACCUUGGCGUCGCUGAGUGUACCAGAAGGGCGAACGGACGCAUCGACAGCACGCCUCGGUAUGGUGCGUGCGCCACACUUCCCCCCACUCAAAACAUCCUCCGGUUGAUCCACGCAACACCAAACAAAUGAACGGCGGGAAGAAAGAAAGUACUGUGAUACGACAAUCACGCCGCCGAAAGAGUUUUAACGCCCCCAUCCCUGGGCCCAGCCUCCCAUCAAAAUCGGCACGCCUCGAAUGUAUCAAGAAGCCUUCUUCGCAGCGUCCGUCGAUGGCUCUUGGCUAUAGCCUCGCAUGUCCUGCGGACGCUUGAGGGUACCCCAGUACUGAUCGCAGAAGGUGAAGAACUGCCCGAAGUUAACGUGGUAGUGCGUGUGGUGCACCGUGUGGUACUUGGCGCCCAUGAUGGGCUCCGAAUUGCCCGGCACAGCGUCGUGGAUGUUCGUAGCCCAGAUUGCCGUGAACAUGAACAUGGCCAUGUGCGUGUAGUAGUGACACGGGAUAAAGAACAAGCAGAUCACGUACGGGCAGGCCUGGAGGACCCCAUCCAGAGGGUUGAAGGCGAUCGACGCCCAUGGAGACAAGGUUUCGGGGGAGUUGUACUUGUGGUGAAGCGCGUGCACGUACUUGUACAGGAAUUUGUUCGUGUGAAGCGUGCGGUGCAUCCAGUAGAUCCCGAUUUCAACGAAGGUCAGGUAGACCACUGUGUACAGCACGUAUCCGAUCAGCCCGCCGACGUCCGAAAAGUGGAAGUAGCACCUCGUAUAUCCUUCCUCGAUGAAAAACUCCCCCAAAACCGGCAGCAUCGCGUAUACCGUCGUGCUCAGCUGGGCCAGCUGGAUCUGGUCCCAGAUCACCGCCGGCGCUGGCAUACCUUUCGGGAACAGCGUGCGUCCCAUCUUGACGUAGAUCACCCAAUGCCACAUUGCCGCCGUGAUGUAGUAGAGAAUCGACCC
Ectocarpus siliculosus is the source of this 4771-nucleotide messenger RNA. NCBI's taxonomy places the organism in Eukaryota, Phaeophyceae, Ectocarpales, Ectocarpaceae. The record is from the annotation of a GenBank genome assembly.